Messenger RNA from Dermacentor silvarum, 408 nucleotides. RefSeq names its product roundabout homolog 2-like. Gene Ontology annotation, biological process: axon guidance; homophilic cell-cell adhesion; dendrite self-avoidance. The record is from RefSeq and is a predicted model, not a curated record. The transcript has 3 exons. NCBI's taxonomy places the organism in Eukaryota, Metazoa, Arthropoda, Arachnida, Ixodida, Ixodidae. Gene Ontology annotation, cellular component: axon; plasma membrane. Gene Ontology annotation, molecular function: cell-cell adhesion mediator activity. Bases 1 to 408 code for a protein of 135 amino acids.
AUGCCACGGGACGGCAGGCACUUGCCCACGUCCAGCCAAGGAGGCCGCGGUGGCCGCGCGCCGCGCAUCACCGAGCAGCCGGUGGACGUGGUGGUCCGCAAGCACGAGCCGGUGACGCUCCGGUGCGGUGCGGACGGCGACCCUCCUCCGCGCAUCACGUGGUUCCACGACGGGAAGACAGUGCGUGACUCGGCCACGCGCAUGGUCCUUCCCGAAGGACAGCUCUUCUUCCUGCAAGUGCAGCACAGCCGCCGGGAACAGGACACGGGACUCUACUGGUGCACGGCAGCCAACGCGCUGGGCACGGCCCGGUCGCGGAACGCCAGCGUCGAGCUCGCCGAUGAGGUGCAACUCCGCGGUCACAGUUUCAUAUACUUUUACCUCUUGGAAUCGACAGCUGAAAGUUGA